Messenger RNA from Penicillium subrubescens, 5249 nucleotides. Its product is annotated as putative gelsolin repeat protein. The record is from RefSeq and is a predicted model, not a curated record. Gene Ontology annotation, molecular function: actin filament binding; phosphatidylinositol-4,5-bisphosphate binding. Gene Ontology annotation, biological process: barbed-end actin filament capping; actin filament severing. NCBI's taxonomy places the organism in Eukaryota, Fungi, Ascomycota, Eurotiomycetes, Eurotiales, Aspergillaceae. The transcript has 3 exons. Bases 1 to 4944 code for a protein of 1647 amino acids.
AUGACGGUCCCCACAAACCCCGAUGGGGCCGAGGACGUGAAUGACUUCCUACUGCGCAUUCGGGAACUCGGCGAGCGCCGCGACAAGGAAGAUGAAGAGCGCACCAAGAAGCUGGAGGAGGAGAUUCUACAAGGCCGCAAAGAGAGACAGGCCCGCCGAGCCGAGCGAGCACGGUCCAUCGCUGGAUCCCCUACCCUAAAUGCCUUUAGGCUGAGUGCUUCUUCCAUCGGCCAGCCGUCGGCCAUCGACCCUCCCGAACAGCUGGAGCCGACACUACAGACACCGGAUCCCGAAACACCGGGCGGAGCGAACUCGAGUCCAGAGCGAGACAUACUAGGAAGUGAUAUGAGACGCGGAUCAGUCCAGGACACUGAGACGGAUUCUCCCUCGCGAGCGAUGCCAACCAUGUCACGAAGCCGAGCGGGGACUUUGUCAUGGCAACAGCGCCCGUCUUCUCGUGGAUUUGGUAGCACGUCCCCUGGAUCGGUAUCACCGACUCGGUCCAGCCAUUUGAGAAACGCUUCCACAGCCUCGGACGCCAACGAGCUAUCCCGUGCUCAGAUUGCACAGUCCCUCUCGUCCAAGGAUCCGUCAUGGUUUCGCCAAACUCCAGACCGGGGAUUGGGCUCACCAGCAUUCCGUAAGCCCGAGGAACGGUCUGAUAGUCCAACAGAGAUGAGUGCAGGGCGUCGACUGCCAGGGUUUAGUCGUGACUCUACCGCAGAGCCGGAGAGGGCUGAGGAAGUCGAGGCAAGGUCGCCUUCUCCGCCAAGAACCGCCUCUACUGUCGGUGAAAGUAACUUUAGCAACCGAUAUUCAAGCGUGUCAUCGGUGUCCCCUGCGACUGGACUUGGGUCUCCAGUGACCUUAUCCGAGGCACCAAAGCUAGAUCCCCCGCAGAACGAGUCGGAGAGAGAUCCAAUUCCGGCGUCUCCAACUCAGCGCCGAAUGUCACCAGAGCGAGCCCGUUCAACGUCGCCCACGAAAGGAAUGGGAGGAUUCGUGCAAAGUGCAAUGAUGCGGCGUUCUGAUAGUGUAUCGAAGCGGUGGAGUGCACAACUACCACAGGGAUUAAGCCGAAGUAACUCAAUUAUGUCAAACCGCAAUAGCGUGGCAGGGCCAAGUCUCACCGCGAGUGUCAGUGACAUGACUCCCACAGGUGUCACGCGACGAGCGAGAGACACUUCCCCGCUGCCUUCACAACAACGACCCAGCUCAAGUCACAGUGAAGCAACCGUGCACCCCCAAGAAUCCACUGAAAGACCAACAACGCCCUCUGGUCCCAGGAACGAGACGCGUCCUGAAGGCAGCCCAGGCCGACCUGCAUAUUACGGCCACUCCAGAUCGACCAGUUCGAUGACUGCUGACAGCAUGACGGGCGAUACCCCAUCAAGCCCCCUCACGUCUCGAACAAUGGACCCCAGACGCUGGAGUCCAACCAAAGCCUCCUGGCUUGAGAGUGCGCUCAACCGUCCAGAAUCUCCUCGGACUCAGAAGCAGCCGCCACCCCAACAACCCUCAUGGGUACGUGACCGACAAUCUCGAGGCAGCGUCGAUGCUGGCCGUGUGAACAACUUCAAAGAAGUCACCCCCAUUGGCUUGAUGCGAACACCCCCGCCCGGUAGCCACUUCAAGAAGCCAAGUCUUUCUGGAGCUCCUCCGGCCUUCGGUCCCCUCAGUACAACCAAAACCCAGGAGCCAGAGUCAGAACCAGAGCCGCCUGUUCCUGCUGUAGCAGAAAAUGAGCCUCUCCCAACGAAGGCGGAGCCCGUCGAAGAAGAGCUCAAACUCGAUGCAAACGAAGGACCGGAGAAAGAGGAAGAGCCAAAGGAGGAAGAGUCGACCCCUGUCUCUCCUUCUGUCACCCCCAAAGUCCACUCUGAACAAGUACAAGCGCAACCCAGAAAGACCACAGAGCCUGUACCAACUCGCAAAUCCCCACCACCCGCGCUGAGCAUGAAGCCAAAUUUCUCUCUUCCCCUUCGAGACCCUAUUUCGCCCAGACCCAAACCCCAGUCCCCUGUCAUUGACUUCCGAGCAAACCUGCGGAAACGCGAGGUUGCCAAGGACACUGGUUCCCAAGCCGAGCCCGAAUUCAGAAACGUGUUUGGCAAACUUAAAAAGACCGAGACUCGCAACUAUGUCGCACCGGACGAGCUCAAGGGCAACAUCCUCCGCGGAAAGGCUGCCCUCAAUAUCACUGGUGGUCCCAAGAAAACUCAGCGUGUCGAUGAGCUCAAGGAGAGCAUUCUCAAGCGGAAAGAAGAAAUGAAGGCCGGCGGGGGAUCUAUCAGGCGCAACACACUAGGGGAAAAGGAUGCUCCUGAGAAGCCUGCUGCUGCUGUGCCUGAAGCCAUUGCCAAGCGUCAGCUCAUGAACAAGACAACCAGCAUCAAACGAGACGAUGAGCAGACCCGCCCAAUGUCCCCUGCGGAUUCUACAGUGGAACAGCCUCUCUCUCCAGCCCCACUGGCUGAGAAAAUCAUUCCCAUGGCAGAGCCAGAGGUUGUCUCGCCAAUUCCUAGCCCGGAGCCUACCAUUAUCGUGGAUGCGGAGCCAAUCUCGAGCCCCAAGGAAGCCCGCAAAUUCAUCGCUGAGGUUGUUAGCACAGAGGUUGCGCCAGAACCAAAACCUGCCCACGAGACAGCUAGCUCGGUUCGUGGCUUGCCAUCAGCGAGACGACCAACCGCAACCACGCCCACUGUGAAUCCAUACUCGGCUGCCAAGGGGAAGCUCGCAGGCCGAAUCAACCCUGCACUUGCAAAUAUCCUCGCUCGUGGCCCUCCAGUCGCCGCCGAUGGUCCCAAGAAAGAUUUGGUGGUUUCGCCUUCUGGCGAGAGCUCAGCUGCGACUCCCUCGGCACCGCUUACACACAUGACGAAAGCCCGCGCUCGAGGACCCAAGAGAAGACUGCCUGGUGGCUCUACUGUUUCAGCUGCCCCAGAUGCUGUCUCAUCCCCACAGGAUAUUACGGAGGUUGGUGCCAUUUCUUCUCCUGAAGUCCCAUCCUCGCAGACAAUUCCCGAGCCCGAGGUCUCUCCAGAGUCUCACUCGGAGAACCUGCCGAAAGAAAGCCCAGUUCCCAAUACUGAAACCGCUCGAGCAGAGAGCCCCGUUACCACGAAACAGCUCCCAGGUGUAAGAACCAGCUUCCAGAAUGCUCUCAACAGCGGACUGCAGUUUAGACUGGGUAGCAUGUCGCCUGUAUCACCAAUGUCGCCAAUGUCGCCCAUGCCACCCGCUUCACCAACCUCGCCCAUUUCUACACGAGACGCAACCGCCGCCCAAUCUCCCAGCGGUCUUAGCGAUAAAGAGAACUUCAGCCAUGAACAACAGACUCCGAGGGAUGUAAGCCCGCCAUCAAGCCCCCUUUCAACCAGGCCGCCCGUCCCACCAAAGCCAACCUCGUCGCCAUCGCCGGUAUCAUCAUCGCCUUCAACUCCCGUAGCCAGGCCACAAUGGGCGCAGCCUCCCCGAUAUGCGUCGCCUUCUUCCCCGUCACCUCUACGGACGAGUUUUAGGGAAAACCAAAUGGAUACACCGGCCACGCCAUCCCACAAACCGCUUCCUGGCAUGAGCGCUGUCGACUCUUCCUCUCGAUCCAAGGCUCUCCCAUCCCCGCCAGCUCCUUCUAGGCAAUCUAAUAUCUCACUCAACAAGCCCAAUCAUUCGCACCGAUUGUCACGCAAAAUGUCUGCUCCCUCUCUAGUCGCGCAGGCAGCUGAAGCCCGCGAAGUCAUCGCUGGUUUCUUCAAAGCCUUCCCCAAUCCGCGAGACCGUAUGAACAUCGACCCACAGUUGAUGUUGACAGGCAAACCCGACGCGACAAAGAUCAGAACUGUCAAGCGCUACAUCUGGGAGCUGACGGGUGAUGGAAAGAGACAAGAACUCCCUAUCAACCAGGAGUACGUUCUUUACGAGGGAAGCAUGUAUCUAUGUGUUCAUCAGUUCGAAGCACAAGGUAGCGGCAGCACCGAAGUGUAUCUUUGGUGCGGAGAUGAUGUCCCAGAAGCGGCGUUAGAAGAUGCCCAGCUAUUUGCUCGCAAGGUGGGCCGCGAGAACGGCUGCAAGUUGGUCGUGGUUCGACAGGGUAAGGAGCCUGUGCGGUUCAUUCAAGCACUCGGUGGGAUUAUUAUCACGCGCCGUGGAUUCAGCUCUCGCUCCAACUCGUCUGCUUUGUACAUGCUCUGCGGUCGAAAGCAUAUGGGCCAGAUGGCCUUUGACGAAGUCGAUUACUCAUUGCGCAACUUGUGUUCCGGAUUCCCAUUCGUGAUCUCUGCGCCUUUCGGAAAAUUGUAUCUCUGGAAAGGUCGAGGCAGCGGUCCGGAGGAAACAGGUGCAGCUCGACUGAUCAGCAUGGAUCUCGGCUUGACUGGCGAAUUUGAAGAGUGUGAUGAGGGCCAAGAACCAGAAUGCUUUUUCGAAGACUUCGCCGGUUCUAGUGAAGGCAAUUCCCUUUUGACCUCGGACUACUGGCAGUUGAAGCCGAAGUAUGAUCACUUCCGCACAAGGCUGCUCCGUGUCGACCAUGAACUGGCCCAACCCACCCGCUUCUGGAUGCGCCGUCCUGGCUCGGGGUCCCCGGUUGUUCGGCCGAAUGACACUGUUCAGGAGAUCGAGCCAUUCUGCUACAAAGACCUGACGGAGAAGGAUGUUUACGUCCUGGACACAUUCUUCGAGAUCUACGUCAUCGUCGGUGAACAAGCCUCCCAGAAAUCAGCCGACUUCGCCUCCGCAAUUGUCUUCGCCCACGAGUACGGCAUCCUCGCCGCAUCUCUCCAAGAUCGCCCCUUCAUCCCCAAGAGUUUCGUCGCGCUAGGCGGUAUCCCAGACCGAUGCCAAAGCGCAUUCCGCAAAUGGGACCCUCAUUCCCUCAGCGCACCCUGCCUGUUCCCCCUCGAGGUGGUCAUUGAAGCUAUCCGCUCGCACCAGCGAGGAGACUAAAUUUCGUGCUAUGUAUUGUUGCAUGCCUUUGUGAUUUUCUCCAUUUUCCAUGUGCUUUUCCUGUUUUAGUACCUUCCUGCGGUUCUUUUUUCUCAUUUCUCUGUGCAUAUUUCGGUCUGUAAAGAGAGCAUUUGCGGCAGGGGAGGAUGGAGUCUUUUUUUUGAUUUUACCUUCAUGUCUGUCAUCUUGAUCAUUGGUGCACUGUGCCCUAGAGGAGGGAAGCAUCGCGGGAGCAUUCUGGGUUGUACAUCUACUACAUUUAACAUUUGAGACAUCUUCGGUAUAUGCAUAAAUCAAGUAUCCGG